Brugia malayi is the source of this 3681-nucleotide messenger RNA. RefSeq lists its product as uncharacterized. The record is from RefSeq and is a predicted model, not a curated record. Gene Ontology annotation, molecular function: NAD+ poly-ADP-ribosyltransferase activity; protein binding. The transcript has 25 exons. Lineage: Eukaryota; Metazoa; Nematoda; Chromadorea; Rhabditida; Onchocercidae. Bases 1 to 3681 code for a protein of 1226 amino acids.
AUGACACCCAAACGAGCAGAGCAACAGCGUCAGUACACACAAGUUCCGACAGUCACGAAGAACAAUAACUACCUGGAUCGACAUCAUGAAGAAAAAUGCUUAAAACUGUUUGAAUCAUGCAAACAAGGUGACUUGUCAAUCUUACUACAAUUGCUUAAACCUGAAACAGUAAAUCAGCCUGAUCUGAACAACCGCAACUCAUCGCCGUUACAUUAUGCAGCCGGUUUUGGGAAGGUAGACUGUGUUCGAGCGUUACUUGCAGCUGGUGCAAACAUAAGCCAGGCUGAUGAUAGUGGUUUGGUUCCAUUACAUAAUGCAUCCUCAUUUGGCCAUAUUGAAGUGGUGAAAAUUUUGCUAGAAAGUGGUGCUGACACAAAUGUUAGCGAUCAUUGGGGCUUUACACCACUUCAUGAAGCAGCUAUAUGGGGAAAAGCUGAUGUUUGCGUCCUUUUGCUGCAGCAUGGUGCUUCAGCGCGGAGCGAAAAUUCAGAUGGUAAGACACCGCAAGAUUUAGCAGAUGGCGAUGCUAAAGCAGUUUUUACAGGUGACUAUAGAAAAGACGAGUUAUUAGAAGCAGCAAAGAAUGGAGAUGAGGAAAGCUUACUCUGUUGUUUAACGCCCUUUAGUAUUAACUGUCAUGCAGUUACUGGUAGAAAGUCAACACCGUUGCAUUUGGCUUGCGGUUAUAAUCGAGUAAGAACAGUUAAAAUCUUGCUAGAAAAAGGUGCUGAUGUUCAGGCUGUAGAUAUUGGAGGCUUAGUACCACUCCAUAAUGCGUCUUCAUUUGGACAUUUGGAAGUGGUCAAUUUAUUGCUGGAAGCAGGUGCUGAUUCACAGGCUGAAGAUUUGUGGAAUUUCACACCGCUUCAUGAAUCUGCAAGCAAAGGACGUCUAGAGGUGGUGAGAUUACUAGCAGCUAGUGGAGCUGAUCCAACACGUAAAACUGGCAAUGCAAAGGCACCCAUCGAAUAUAUAACUGAUGAAGAUGUUAAGAAAGAUAUACUUCAUGAAUAUGCUGGUUAUAAAAUUUAUGCAGCAGCACAAAUUGGUGAUAUUCGUAUGUUAAAGAGCCUACUAGCCGAACGAGAUCCUAAUUAUGUGCAUCCUUGUCUGAAAGAGACUCCACUACAUGCAGUUGCAGGCUCAGCUCAUCAGAGAAGAAAAGUAAUUGCUGAAAUACUUUUGAAAAACGGUUGUCCUACGGAUGUCUUAAACAAAGACGGUUUUUCUGCGCUGCAUAUUGCAACAAAACUAUGUUCAUACGAUGUAUUGGAAGUACUGAUAAGUCAUGGUGUUAAUAUUAGUAAACCAAGUAGCUGUGGUAAGACAGCACUCCAUAUUGCAGCCGAAAAAGGGGAUUUUGAUUUGUGCAAACAGCUGUUAAACUAUGGCAUAUUAACUGAUCUGAAAGAUAAUGAACAAAAAACGGCAGCUGAUGUUGCAAGAAAUAUUGAAAUUAGAGACCUUAUCAAUUGUUGGAGCCAAGAAAAAAUAAACGUCAUACAAAAACGCUGCAGAGGGAACAAAAGUGUAAAACAUUGUCAUAAGCAAAGAGAAGGCUACAAAUAUUGUCACGAAAGCCGAAAUCGUGGUAGUGAUUCUGGAGGUAAUACGGUAUCAAAUAAAAUUGAAACACCGAAAGUAUGCCACAAUGUCUUACAACGAGAAACACAAGCGAGAUAUUCAGAAGAAGUACUAUUGGAUGCUGCAAGAUGUGGUGAUCUUUGCACGAUAAAGCACAUAAUUGGAAGCUGUGGAACGAGAAUUAUCAACUGUAAAGAUUUUAAUGGUCGUGAAUCAACACCCUUACACUUUGCUGCUGGAUAUAAUCGAGUAGAAGUACUGAAGUAUUUGUUGAGAAAGGGUGCUAAUGUUGAAGCAAGAGACACAGGUUGGUUGGUUCCGUUGCAUAAUGCAUGCGCAUACGGUCACUUGAUUGUUGCAGAAUUACUUGUAAAGCAUGGUGCUAAUCUAAAUGCCACCGAUAAAUGGGGAUAUACUCCUUUACACGAAGCUGCUUUGAAGGGGAAAUUUGACGUCUGUAAACUUCUUAUUAUUAAUGGUGCUGACCCGAAGCGCAAAGGACGUGAUGGAAAAACUCCAUUGGAUGUUGUCAGAGAAGGAGCAGAAGAUGUAUAUAAUUUGUUGCGUGGUGACGCAGCGGUGCUUGAGGCAGCCAAACAUGGUGAUAUUGAAAAAAUUCGGAAAAUCGUUAUCCCAGCAACAGUGAAUUGUCGCGAUGUUGGGGGACGUUUUUCAACGCCGCUGCAUUUGGCCGCUGGCUAUAAUAAUCUGGAAGUUGCGCGAUUUUUGCUUGAAAAUGGUGCAGAAGUUAAUUUGAAAGAUAAGGGUGGUCUGAUACCGUUGCACAAUGCGAGCAGUUUUGGACAUCUGGAAAUUGCCGCUUUGUUAAUUGAAUGUGGAGCCGAAGUGAAUCAUCCAGAUAAAUGGGGUUAUACUCCUCUGCAUGAAGCAGCUCAGAAAGGUCGCACCCAAAUUUGUUCAUUACUUCUAAAUAAUGGCGCAGAUGUUACGCUGAAAAAUAGCGAAGGUUUUACUGCACUGGAUAUUACUGUUACGGAAGACACAAAGGAAUUAUUAAUGAAUGCAGUCCCGGUUGAUCUGAGAGAAUUACCAGCUGUUCAUGUUGUGCGUAAAACAAGUGGAUCAGCGGUUGAUGUACCAAUUUCAUCUUUUGUGUGGGAGAUUAUGGAUAAUGCUGUUGUUGACAUGCAAUCGGUCAAUUGUUCGAGACAAGAAACAAAUUUAGGGAGUGAAAAAGAAGAUAAUGAAAAUGAGACAAAGUUUUCUAUGGAAGACUAUUUACGAUCGAUUGGUCUUAGUUCACUUUCGAAUUUAUUUGCUAAGGAAAAAAUUACAUUAGAUGUUUUGGCCAGUAUGACACAUGAUGAUUUGAAAGCGAUCGGAAUUGAUGCUUUCGGGACUCGAUUUCGAUUGCUUAAGAACAUUGGGAAAUGUAUAAGGAAAAGUAACGAAAGUAGGAAUUCGCCGAGUAAUGUUCAAGUACCAGUAUCAAUAGGUACAGUGUUGGUACAGAUUGAGCCUUCAAAUGAAGUAUUCCAACAAAUUGAAAAAGCAUUGAAUUCUACAAUUGUUUCACACCGAGAUCUUGGCUUGGGUGGAAUGUACACCAAGUUUGAAGUGCUUGAAGUACAGAAGAUUAUUAACAAAAAAAUUUAUGAAAGGUAUAUAAGACGUCGUGGAGAUAUAGCGGAAGAAAAUUAUGGUGAGCAUAAUGAAAAACUUUUGUAUCAUGGAUCACCGUUUGUGCAUUCCAUUGUACAGAAAGGUUUCGAUGAAAGGUAUUCAUAUAUGGGUGGUAUGUUUGGUGCUGGUAUUUAUUUUGCGGAACAUUCGAGCAAAAGUAAUCAGUAUGUAUUUGGUAUGGCAGGCAGUGGAUGCAGUCUUCACCGUGAUCGUUCUUGUUAUAUCUGUGUACGACAUUUAUUACUUUGUCGAGUGACGUUAGGAAGAUGUUUUAUGCAGAGUUCCUGUAACAAAAUGGCACAUUCACCACCUGGUCAUCAUUCAGUGAUGGGGCAACCGCGCUCAGGUGGUUUAAAUUAUCCGGAAUAUGUCAUAUAUAGAGGAGAGCAAGCCUAUCCAGAAUAUGUGAUUGUUUAUCGAAUAGUUAACGACGAUUUGAGGCCUGAUUUUUAA